GAAUAGAAAGCAAAGAAAAGAAAAAUAACAAUAAAUUGACAACAAAUUUAUUUGUGUUUUUAUGAAUUUUAGUUGUGCGAUUAGGGAAAUCAUUAUUCGUGUGCAUUAAUUAAGCUAAGAAAUAUGAAUACAAAAACGUUUGCCAACUUAAUGAGUAUCGAAAAUAAAGCCCAUAAGGAAAAUGUGGCGAAAUAUGCAAAAAUUCAAGCAGCCAAUGAAGAAGCCGCAGCCAAAAAACGAGAAGCAACUAAGCGAGCGGCAACUUCUAUUAAAGAAGAAGAUCCAUUGUCAAUAAAUAUGACGGCUAAGUUUGGCUUGGUAAUAAAUCCGGAGAGCGUAGAAAGUGUUGCUACUAAGGAUCCAGCCAGUUCCAAUGCAGAAAUGAUUGGCCUAUUAAAAGCCAUCUUAGAUCAACAAAACAACUUGGCGGCUUGUAUAACUAAUUUGGAUACACGCAUGAGCAAUUUGGAAAAAUGUGUUGAAAAUUUGGAAACAUGUUCGAAGGAAGAUCAACAAAAUAAAGUGGAAGUAAAGGCGCAAAAUAAAAUUAUGCGCGAAUGUAAGGUCUUAAUUCAAAAGGUACAUAAAUCAAUUUGUCGCAUGUCUGGCGAGGAACCUGACGAGUCCCGUUUGGACAUUGCUGCCAUGUUACCGUUCACCACUUUAGAAUCAGCUAAGGAAAUGGAAGAAAAGCUGAAUAACAAAGAAUACCUACAAGCAAUGAGACUGUACUUAAUUGGACUAAAGAAUACCUCCGGCAAUAUUCAAAAAGUCAUACGCCACUUAUUCACAGAUGACCUUUUAUUCCUCUUCAAUUGGGACGGAAGAUGUGGAAAAUUGGCUUUAGCGCAAUUUUCUCUACUUUUUGGUGUGCUCUAUGAUGUUUUUAAUUUUAACGAACACAAAUCUUUUGAGAAAGCAAUAAGGAAAGCCGUCGAACGCAGUCAUAAUAGAGUGUCGCAAAAAAAGUAUAUAUCGAAAGUAAAUGCAUAAAACGACAAAGGCUCAAAGGAAAUUUGAAGGCCUGUGCUUGUGUAUAAAGUGGCAACGCGCAACAUUUUCGAGCAACAAAUAAAAAUUGUUAUAAACCGCCAAAAUCGUCAUCAGCAUAGUUCUCUGCAACCAUCUGCUUUUUUAUUUCCUUUUAUAUAUAAUAACUUUAAUAAUAAGAAGUGAAUAUUUUAAAUG
Messenger RNA from Anastrepha obliqua, 1188 nucleotides. RefSeq lists its product as uncharacterized. The transcript has 6 exons. Bases 124 to 993 code for a protein of 289 amino acids. NCBI's taxonomy places the organism in Eukaryota, Metazoa, Arthropoda, Insecta, Diptera, Tephritidae. The record is from RefSeq and is a predicted model, not a curated record.